This is a messenger RNA of Kickxella alabastrina, 2568 nucleotides long. RefSeq names its product ubiquitin elongating factor core-domain-containing protein. The transcript has 3 exons. Gene Ontology annotation, biological process: protein polyubiquitination. Gene Ontology annotation, molecular function: ubiquitin-ubiquitin ligase activity. Gene Ontology annotation, cellular component: cytoplasm; ubiquitin ligase complex; nucleus. Lineage: Eukaryota; Fungi; Kickxellomycota; Kickxellomycetes; Kickxellales; Kickxellaceae. The record is from RefSeq and is a predicted model, not a curated record. The annotation marks the transcript as partial.
AUCCCCGAUAUGUUCCCGCAGUUCGGGCGCAGCGGCCGCAGGGUCAUCGCCGAUGCGCUGCUGGCCGAGAGCCCAGACGACCCCGUGCGCCGGGCCGUCAUCGACGAGUGGCUGCCGCAGCUUGCCGCGCGCUUCGCCGGCGACGACAUGGCCGAAACCAUCGGCCCAGUGGUCAGCGAGCUCGGCGCCGCAGCAUUGCUGCCCGAGUUCCACAGCCUACUGCGCCCGGGCUUCCGCCGCGUUCUCGAUGCGCUGGACGCGCUGACGUCGCACGCAGACCUCGCCAAGGCGCUGCCACACAUGGCGAGCUUCGACCACAUCGAGUGCACGGGCCGGCUGGUGCAGGCCAGCUCGGCCCUGGGGCCCUUCCUUGCGCUCAGCGGGUUCCCAGACAGCGACCGGGCGAUCGUCCAGGAGUACUACGCGGACGCGCCCGAGCGCAGCGCCGGCGACCGCGACGCCCUGCACAGCAGCCUGCGCGCAACAACGCAGCUCGUCCAGGCGUCGCUCUUCGCCGUGCUCGACCGGCUUGUGCGCGCCGGCGCGGACGAGCGCACGCGCACGCUGCAGUUCACCCUGCGCACCCUGGCGACCAACGCGCUGCGCUCCGGCAUGCAGGUGGACGCGGCCAGGGUUGUGGACGACGGCUUUGCCGACAACCUCGCGGCCGCGUGGCUGCGGCUGGCCGAUCCGUUCACGCAGGACGCGGCGCUGCGGCGGCUUGGGCGCGUCGACGCCGACUGGGUGACGCUGCGCGCGAUGCGCGGCGCGGACCACGGCGGGCUGGGCGACGGGCGCGGCCAGAUCGCCGCGCACUGGCGCGAGCUCACGCGCGUCAACGCCGACAAGCAGCUGGUCGACGCGUACCUGCACAAGAAAAGCACGGAGCAGGGCCCCCCCGGCGCACAGCCAGGGUUCGUCGCCGACUGCUUCUUCGCUGCGGCCAGCGCCCUGCACCUGGGCCCGGUUGCCACGAUCGGCAGGUACAAGAGCUUGCUCAAGACCAUCGGCCGCAUGCGCAGCGAAAUCAGGCGCUACACGGCAACGCCCGGGCUGCUGCCGCCGGCACAGCGCGCGUCGCUGCCGCUGCUGGUGCAGCGGUGGCGGCAGCAGCUGGCCGCGAUGGAGCGCGAAAAGAUCGCCCUGGACGCGCACGUCCUCGACCCCCGGCGGCUCAGCAGCACGCUCGUGUUCCUGCGCUUCUCCAUGUGCUUUCUCCUGCGCCAGGUCGACGCCCACGGCGCGUUCCCGCAGCAGCCGUUCGCGAUGCCCGAGGAGGCCAGCGACGCGCUGCCGGACGCGUGGCGCAUGCUGCCGGAGUUCCUGGUCGAAGACAUCGUUGCGUUUGUCGUUUUCGCUGCGGUCUACGCGCCCGACGCGCUGACGGACGCGGCGUCGCAGGUGGGCCACGCCGAGCUGCGCACCUUUGACGACGUCCUGCCGCUCUUUGUCGUCGCGUUCCUCGCGCGGCCCGCGCUGAUCAGCAACCCGCACCUCAAGGCGAAGCUCAUCGACGUGCUGCACAUGCUGACAUACCGCGAUCCGCGCGAGAGCGACGACCACGCCAGCCUGGACGCCAGCGCGGUUUCGCGCGCGUACCUGGUGCCGGCCCUGCUGCGGUUCUACGUCGACGUCGAGCGCACCGGCGCCAGCUCGCAGUUCUACGACAAAUUCAACGUGCGCUACUACAUUGCGCGCACGCUGCGCGCUCUGUGGGCGCGCGGCAGCAACCAGGCGACAACCGGCAGUGCGCAGCGCGACCGCCGCGUUAUCGAGGAGUUUGUCGCGCGGCUGAUGACCGACACCACGUACCUCCUGGACGAGUCCCUGAGCAAGCUGGCGCUGAUCCGCGACCUCGAAACGCGGCCGCCGGCGCAGGCGGCAGCCCAGGACGACGUGGCCGAGCGGCUGCAGGACGCCGAGCGCAUGGCGACGACGUACGUGUCGCUGGCGCACGAGACCGUGCAUAUGCUGGCGUUCCUCACGCGGCUGGUGCCGCGGCCGUUCCAGGCCAGCGAAGUUGUCAGCCGGCUGGCGGCGAUGCUCAACUACAAUCUGCAGCAGCUCGCCGGCCCCAAGUGCUCCAGCCUGCGCGUGCGCGAUAUGGCCAAGCGCUUCUCGUUUAACCCGCGCGUGUUGCUCUCGGAGCUCACCAGCGUCUACACCCACCUGGGGCUGCCCAGCGCGGACUCGCCCAACGACCAGGCCGUCGCCCUGUUUGUGUCGGCUGUCGUCGAGGACGACCGCUCGUACUCGCCGGAGCUCUUCGAUGAGGCGUAUGCGAUUCUCGAGCGCAAGUCGCUCAAGAGCUCCGAGUCCUUGGAUCGGCUGGUGGAGUUCGCCAACAGGUGUAAGGAGGCGCAGGUGGACUCCGGGUUGAUUGAGUUUCUGGAGGAUCGCGCCCCCGAGCAGUAUCUGGAUCCGCUGCUGGCGUCGCUUAUUAAGGACCCGGUGCGGCUGCCGACGUCCGGGAAUAUCAUGGAGCUGUCGGCUAUUAAGGGCCAGUUGCUCAGCGACCCCCGCGACCCCUUUAAUCGCGCCAGCCUUACGGUGGAUAUGCUGGAGCCU